This is a messenger RNA of Cladocopium goreaui, 1135 nucleotides long. The record is from the annotation of a GenBank genome assembly. NCBI's taxonomy places the organism in Eukaryota, Dinophyceae, Suessiales, Symbiodiniaceae.
GAUGUCAUUGAUGUCAUCAACAAACUGCGGUGGCCAUCUGCCUCAAGUGCCACUGGCCCCAGCAGCGCCCCCGCGGCCCGGUAUGCACAAGACCUUGGCGCGGCCGGCGCGGAGACCGGACAACCCGGAGGCGCUGGCUCAGGAGAAGGCUCGGAACUUCACCAUCAUCAACCUGGAAGGGCUGACGGAGGGCAACUUGGAUCUGGUCACGACCACAUGGAUCGGUGGCAAGAUCCAGAAUCGGAAGCCCGUGGCCUUCGCGAUGCUGUGGAACUUUGAGCGUCACGGACAUGAAGAUCAUCCGGUCUUGGCCCUCUUGCUGGCUGAUCUUUACAGAUGCAUCAUGUUGCGAACCAACCGAACUGGACAUUGGCUUCCACACAUUGUACAGGAACUUUUGCAGGAUGAAAUGGUCCUGAAAAUCUGCGCCAGUUGGACAAAGCGGCACAAGGAGAAGCUGGCGUACUGUUUCAGCCUGGAGUUGAAGAACUUCACCGUGCUGUCCAGUUUGGCGGAAGCUCGCGGCAUCUCUGGUCUGUCGCUGGAUGCCUUGACAGACUACAUGCAGCUGUCGCGAAGACGUCUGCUUCCACAGGAGGGCAUCGAUCUGUCGUCUGAUUGGGAGGCCAAGGAGCUGACUUCUGAUCAAAGGCGGCAUGUGCAAGAAUUUCCGCAUUUGCUCUUCCAGAUCUGGGAGAACCUCAUCAAGCUUCCAAAGUUGGAGCAUGAUACAAGCGCCGGGAUUUUGGGCAUCAAGGAUGGAUGGGAAGAACAAGGAAUCCGUCGUCGCCACGAUGGCCUCUACUGCAAGCUCUGUAAUGCGGGGCCCAUUCUGAGCACCGAACAGAUGGAAGGGCAUGUUCAGGGCAGGAAACACCAGAGGAAAGCGAAGCCACCAGAGCCCGUUGAAGCCAAACUGGCAUUGAGUGUAGAGCUGCAGGAAGAAGGCAUUGAAGUCUCAGACUUUUGCUCAUCAGAAAGCUUCGGGCUCUACUUCUGCAAGGCAUGUGGAGUUGGCCCAUUCCACGACUUGGCCAGUGUGGAGGUGCACGUCAAUGGCAGGAAGCACCGGGAAGUUUGCCGAAUCGCGAAGCGCCAAAAGCCUGCAGUAAGAGAGGUCAGAAGGUUGAGUUGA